UCCCAAGUUUCGGAGUGCGCGGGGAGAAGAAGCAAGUUUGGAGCCCCUCCGACUAGACAUUUCGCGACCGCCGCCGCAAGAAAAGCGUGGAAAAGGAUCCGUUUUACCUGUUGAUGAAGUCCCACCGGCUGCGGGACGCAGAGGAGCAGUCGGGUUCCUUCACGGAGAAGAAAAGUGUGAAAAAGGUGCAGACAUCACAGCACUCCAGUGGCCAGGAGGAGUGAAGGACCUCGCUUUUUUCCUUUUCCCCAGCGUUUGCAGCCUGCGCUGGGUUGGUGGAAAAUGGGCACUUCGAUCUGUGGACUUAUCCUCUCUUUGACACUCACAUGCCAGCUGGUUACUGUGACUCAGGCCUCCAAGGUGUGGGGAGAGGUACCUCUGCCAGAGGACUUGGAGGCGGAGAAAGAUGUCAAGGCGUCCCAGAGCUUGCUGGACGACGACGAGGACUUUGCCGCUGAUGAGGCCUCAGGAGAUCUGCCCAGUGGAGAGGAUGAUGGAAGCACACCAUGGCCGCCGGUCUCUGAGAGCACAAUUUAUUACAGAGCUCUCGUCAACUUCACCGACUCCCUGGUCUACGGCCCCGAGCUCGAGGACAUCUUCUCACCGGCCUUUAAUGAGAUCUCUGAAGCAGUGGUGGACACGCUGGAGUCAGACUACAACAGGAUUCCAGGUGUCCAGACAGUCAGCGUGGUCCUCAUUAAGAAGAUGAUAAGAGAGGAUGGCGUGGACGUAUUUGUGGAGUUGGACGUGGGCUCUGACUACAACAGCAACGAUGAACAGAUCCGCAGCGUGCUGUACAACGUGGUGAAGGAGGGAGCCAUUGCUUCCUAUGUCACGUCAGUCCAGGGCUUCCAGUUCAGACGGCUCGGGGAAGUAACCCCCGGCAUCAGACCCUGCAUGCCAGAUGAGCACAGGUGUGGUGAUGGGACAUGUAUCCUGAUGGAAUACCUGUGUGACAACAGACCAGACUGCAGAGACAUGAGUGAUGAGACCAAUUGUGCUCCUCCAGUCUUUACGCCGCCUCCCACCACAACGGCCACCGUCAAGAAGCCCCCGCGCCCCCCCAGCCCACCCGGACCCUGCAGAGCGGAUCAAGCCACAUGCCAGAGCGGAGAGUGCAUCCCACGAGACUACAUCUGUGACGGAGAGAGGGACUGCUCGGACGGGAGCGACGAGUUCAGAUGCGGUACCCCGUCCCCCUGUGAACCCAACGAGUUCAAAUGUAAAAACGGUCGCUGCGCCCUCAAGCUUUGGCGUUGUGACGGCGACAACGACUGUGAGGAUAACUCAGAUGAAACAGACUGCCCCACCAAGGGUCCUGGUGACAGAUGUGCUCCUGAGCAGUUUGAAUGCCUGAGCGAUCGCACCUGCAUCCCGGCAAGUUACCAGUGUGAUGAAGAGCCAGACUGCCCCGACCGCUCUGAUGAGUACGGCUGCACCCCUCCUUCUGUGACAAGCCCGCCAGAAGAGUCCAUUCAGGCAGCCCGGGGGGCGACAGUGACGUUCACCUGUCAGGCUGUCGGAGUGCCAACACCCAUCAUCACCUGGAGACUCAACUGGGGGCACAUUCCUGUCAGCGGCAGGAUCUCAAUGACCAGCGAGAACGGCCGCGGCACCCUGACCAUUCGUGACGUGAAGGAGGCGGAUCAGGGGGCGUACACCUGUGAGGCCAUCAACGCUAAAGGCCUUGUGUUUGGUAUCCCUGACGGUGUGCUAACUCUCACAUCAAAUCCAAAUCCAGGCAACUGUCCUGAUGGUCACUUCAGCUUGGAGGGCCGCUGCGUGUCCUGCUUCUGUGCUGGAAUCACCAAAAACUGCAAAAGCACCGGACGCUACCGCAACCAGAUCAGCCUCCGAUUCACUGAUGAGGAAGACUUCAAAGGCGUGAACGUCACCUACCCCUCCAGGCCAGGCACUCCUCCUCUCUCCUCCACUCAGCUCCUCAUUAACCCUGAGAUGGAGGAGUUCCAGCUCGUCGACCUGUCGCGCCGUUUCCUCAACCUGGACUCCUUCUGGACCUUGCCUCGCCAGUUCGUGGGCAACAAGAUUGACUCCUAUGGAGGAUCCUUGAAGUACAAAGUGCGGUACACGCUGGCCCGCGGUCUGACUGAAGUUGUGGAGAAGCCGGAUGUGAUGCUGGUCGGAAAUGGACGCAGGCUUGUGUACCGCAGAGGCAGCAGCACCCCUGCCCGAGUGGUCAACCAGAAGGAGAUCAAAUUCACUGAAGAUAACUGGCAGCACUCCAAUGGCCGCCCUGUGAGCCGGGAGGAGCUGAUGAUGACGCUGGCCAACCUGGACAGCAUCAGCAUCCGCACCAUCUACGACAACCACAUGGUCAGCGUGGCGCUCAGUGACAUUGUCAUGGACACCACAACUGAGGAGUUCAGCACUCUGGGUCAUGCAAAGACUGUCGAAGAGUGCAGAUGUCCUCCUGGAUAUUCGGGCCUGUCCUGUGAGAUGUGUUCGUCUGGGUUCGAGCGCGUCCCUGGUGGCUCCUAUCUUGGCACCUGUGCCGGUUGUAACUGCAAUGGACAUGCCAGCGCUUGUGACCCGAUAAGCGGACACUGUCUGAGCUGCCAGCACAACACAGAGGGUCCUCAGUGUGACAAGUGUCGCUCAGGCUACUUUGGUGACCCGAGCCGAGGCCGCCCCGACGACUGCAAGCCCUGCCCCUGCCCAUACCAUGAGACCUCGCGCCGGUUUUCUGACACCUGCUUCCUGGAUGUCGAUCAACAGCCGACAUGUGACGCCUGCAGGCCCGGCUACACAGGAAGACGCUGUGAAAAGUGUGCACCUGGUUACCAGGGUAACCCCCUCCUGCCUAAUGGAAAAUGCAUUCCUAACCAAAGCUCCAAGUGUGAUAACAGAGGAGUCAUCAGCUCCAGCAGCAGACCGUGCAGCUGCAAGAACAACGUGGCAGGCGCUCUGUGCGACGAGUGUAAGCCCGGCUUCUUCCACCUAUCAGAGGCCAACCCCGAGGGCUGUCUGCGCUGUUUCUGCAUGGGCGUCACCAAGCAGUGCGCCAGCUCCACUUGGAAUCGAGAUCAGGUGCGAGGAGGCGUGAACGGGCAGCUCUUCUCCCUCUCCAACAGCGCCAACACCAAAACUAUCUCUGAAGGCAUCUCCCAGAGGGGCUCCUCUGAAGUCGUGUACCGCUCCUUCUCCAGUGUCCCCAACGACAUCUACUACUGGGUCCUGCCUGAGAGCUUCAGAGGAGAUAAGGUGACGGCCUAUGGCGGGGAGCUUCGCUACACAGUGCGCUUUGAGCCCUUUCAGCGCUCUCUGGUGAUUGACGGUCAGCCAGAUGUGGUUCUCCAGGGCAACGGCAUCUUCCUGGAGCACUACUCGAAGACCAAUGCGCUUCCACGUGUCCCUCAAACCUUCACUGUGACCUUCAGAGAGUCUGCGUGGCGUCGUGCAGAUGGGCAGCCGUGCACCCGUGAACACCUGCUGAUGGCUCUGGCUGACGUUACUGUCUUCAUGAUCAGGGCCACCUAUGCCGACAACAUGGCUGAGAGCAGUAUCUCGGACAUCAAGAUGGACAUUGCCGUUCCUCAAUCUACUGGUAACGAGCGUGCUCUGGAGGUGGAAGAGUGCACCUGCCCUCAAGGAUACAGAGGACCUUCUUGCCAGGAGUGUGAUGAAGGUUACACUCGGUCCAGCUCUGGCCUUUACCUGGGCACUUGUGAGAGGUGCGACUGCAACGGCCAUGCCAGCAGCUGUGAUCCAGAGACCGGCAGGUGUCUGCAAUGUCUCCACAACACCGCCGGCCCAAGGUGUGAGCGCUGUGAUACCGGUUUCUAUGGAAACCCUGUAACGGGCGGUGCUCAGGCCUGCCAACCGUGCCCAUGUCCUGGAACUGCUUCCAGCAACCAAUUCUCCUCCACCUGCUAUCUGGAGUCUGACGGACAGCCGACCUGCGAUAACUGCCCCCCUGGAUACACUGGCCGACGCUGUGAAAGAUGUGCUGCAGGAUACACUGGCAACCCACUGAUUGGACAGAGAUGCAGUGUUGGCGGCAAUGAAGUCAACGGUAACUGCUAUAACUGUGACCAAAGAGGAAGUGAAGGCUGCAAUGGUGGUGCAUGCCGCUGCAAGAUGAACGUUGAAGGUCCAUCUUGCUCCAGCUGCAAGUCUGGAACCUUCCAUCUCAGCCCGGAAAACAAAGAUGGCUGCCUGUCCUGUUUCUGUAUGGGCGUCACUCAGCAGUGCUCCAGCUCUACCUACUACAGAGACCUGGUGUCCUCAGUCUUUUCUCCAGGGAACUUCCAGGGAUUCGCUCUGGUGAACCGUCAACGCACCAACCGCAUCUCCACUGGUUUCACUGUGGAGGUUUCCACUGAAGGCACUCAGCUGUCCUACAGCAACUUUGACUACCUGGGACAGGAGCCUCAUUACUGGCAGCUCCCAGGGGUCUACCAGGGAGACAAGGUGGGUUCUUACGGCGGGAAGCUUAAAUACACCAUUUCCUAUGUGGCUGGCCCAAGAGGAACACUGCUUGAUGAUGGCGACAUCCAGAUUAUUGGUAACGACAUCACUCUGGUGGCUCGUCAGCCCUGGGAGAGGAGGCAGCAGGGCGGCAGAGAGACUCACCAGUUUGAGGUUGUCUUCAAAGAGGAAUACUGGCGUCGUCCUGAUGGCAUGCCCGCCACCCGAGAGCACCUGAUGAUGGUCUUGGCUGAUCUGGAUGACAUCCUGAUUCGAGCAUCCUACUCCACAGAGAUGCGGUCCUCCAGCAUCUUUGAUAUCAACAUGGAGGUUGCGGUACCUAACUACAGCGGCUUGGCACAGGCCCUCGAGGUGGAGCAGUGCCGCUGCCCACCUGGAUACCAGGGACUCUCUUGCCAGGACUGUGCACCUGGAUAUACUCGCACAGGAGGAGGUUUAUACCUUGGCCACUGUGAGCUCUGUGAAUGCAACGGCCACUCUGACUCCUGCCACCCUGAGACUGGCAUCUGCACGAGCUGCCUUCAUAACACUCAGGGGGAGCUCUGUGAGCAGUGCGCUCCCGGCUUCUUCGGUGACCCCACUGUUGGCACUCCAGAGGACUGCCAGCCCUGCGCCUGCCCUCACACUGACCCAGACAACCAGUUCUCCCCCACCUGUGAGAGCCUUGGAAAUGGAGGCUACCAGUGCACUGCCUGUCAGCCAGGGUACACUGGCCAGUACUGUGAACGUUGUGCUCCUGGAUAUGUUGGCAACCCUCAGGAGAGAGAGAAGUGUCGUCCAUACGAUGCUGCAGCCUCCCUGGUGGUGAAGGUUUAUCCAGAGAGGGUCCUGGCAUCCCAGGGUGGCCCUGUCACUCUCCGGUGUCAGGUGUCUGGUAGUCCUCCACACUAUUUCUACUGGUCCAGAGAGGACGGACGACCCAUCUCCAGCAGCGCUGACAGACGCAGACAAGGCGCAGAGCUGUACUUCCCCAACGUCCAGCCGAGUGACGCCGGCAUCUACGUCUGUACCUGCAGAGACCAGCGCAGCACCAACAGAAGCCGUGCUGAAAUUGUUGUCACAAAUGUCCAAUCCAAACCCAUUGAGGUCACAGUUGAGGAGCCCAAAGCCCAGACUGUCCGGGUGGGGUCUACCGUCAGCUUCAUCUGCACUGCGAAGAGCAAGUCACCAGCCUACACCCUGGUGUGGACCCGGAUGGGUAACGGGAAACUGCCCAACAGGGCCAUGGACUUCAACGGCAUCCUGACAAUUCAGAACGUCCAGCCCGAGGAUGCAGGCGUCUACGUCUGCACGGGCUCCAACAUGUUUGCCAUGGACGAGGGCAAUGCCAUCCUCUACGUGCCAGAGGCCUCACAGACUCAGAUGUUUUACACAGCCUAUGAAAUGUUUGAAGGACACAGAAAGCCGGCGGAGGGGGCCCAGCCCGUGGCCACCAUCACUCCCUCAGUGCUCAAUGUCCAGCAGGGCCAGCGGGCAGAGCUUCGCUGCACAGUGACUGGAAACCCAACCCCCGCCAUUGAAUGGAUUGGAGGUCCAGGGAACAGAAUGAGUCCCCGAGCUGUGAUCCGAGGCGGCGUCCUGACCUUCACAGCAGUGGACCCCGCUGAUGAGGGAGAGUACACCUGCAAGGCCCUGAACACUCAUGGGGAGCACACAGCACGGGUUUCCCUCUUUGUCCAAAAGUCUAACCCAAGUGGCCUAGGCACCCAGCCCCAAGUCCAAGUCAGUCCCCAAAAUAUCGGAGUCCACGAAGGCGACACCUUGAGGCUGUACUGCCGCGCAUCGGGAUCGCCCACGCCGAAGCUCACCUGGCUGAAGAAUGGAGGACAAAUCCCUCCACAGGCCAUUCCCUCUCACGGUUUCCAUCAGUUUAAAAGCAACAGUCUCGAUGUGUUACAGAGACGUAUUGAGGAGCUGCAGGCUCGCAUGGACCGCACCGACAUCGGCACUCUGCUCAUCCCCAACAUCAAGAUGUCCGACUCGGGCACCUACAUGUGUGUCGGUAGCAACAACAUUGGCUCAAAUAGCGCUCCCAUUAAAGUCACUGUGUUUAAAGCGGACCAUAGCUCCUCAGUGGUCAGCAUCCAGCCGUCUAUGGCUGAUAUCCAGGAGGGCCAGAAUCUGGAGCUCAGCUGUUUUGCCCCUGGAAACCCCCCUCCCCAAGUCACCUGGACGAGAGCCAGCGGACGCCUCUCCUCGAACCACCAGGUUGUGGGCAGUCAGCUGCGUAUCUCGUCAGCCACCCCAGAGGACUCCGGGGAGUAUGUCUGUCGGGUGCAGGGCAACCCUGGAAAUCCAGGAUCUCAUGUCCACCAGGCCUCCGUCUCUGUGUCUGUCACUUCGUCUUCUUCGCGUCUUCAGAGUCCAAUCAUCGCCAUUGAGCCCCACAGCGCCACAGUGCGUGUGGGGGAGUCGGCCAGCUUCAGGUGCAGGGUCUACAGCGGCGCCCAGCCUGUCAGACUGGAGUGGAAACGGGCCAGCAACCAGCCGCUGCCAGAUAAUGUUAAAGUUAGCGCCGACGGCUCUGUCAUCACCAUCACCAGUGUGCGCCCUAUGAACCACGGCGCCUACCGCUGUGUGGCCAGCAACCCGUUCGGCAUCACCCACACCAUCGUGUCUUUGAUUGUCAAAGAGUCUCCUGUGGCCACCGUCACCCCUGUUGGACCCCUGCGUGUCAGGGUGGGUGAGCCCAUUAACCUGGAAUGCCAGGCGUCAGGUGAGCCCCGCCCCUCAGUAUCAUGGCACAGGCUGGACAGCAACCGCAAGACCAUGCUGAGCAGCCCCGUGCCCAUGGAGUCCAACGCAGUCAUGCAGAUACUAGUGGCACGUCCAGAGGACAGCGGCAUGUAUGUAUGCACAGCUCGCAACAACGAGGGCACCACCGAGACCAGGGUGGAGGUGAUGGUUGAGGGAGGCUCUCAAGUGCCCACAGUGCCCAGGGCCUCUGUUCCAGAGCCGCUGGUGGUUAUGGAAGAGGGACAGACCGCAACUCUGCGCUGUGAGGCCCACGGCUUCCCGUCCCCGACGAUCACCUGGUCCAAGCUGCGCUCUCCUCUGCCCUGGAGACACAAGGUGGUGAACAACAGCCUGGUGCUGCCCAACGUGGGCCGCCAAGACUCCGGAGAAUACAUCUGCACCGCCACUAACACCAUGGGCACCACCGAAGUCACCAUCAUGCUGGAUGUAGAGACCCUUCCUUAUGCCACAUCUGUGCCUGAUGACGUGGCUGUGCGGGUCGGGGAGGUGAUCAGGUUGCAGUGCCUGGCCCAUGGCACUCCUCCUCUGACCUACAGCUGGACCAAGCUGGAUGGAAACCUGCCCCCGAGGGCCGAGGUUAACGGAGGGGAUCUGCAGAUCAACCUGGCCACUGCUGAGGACGCCGGGAGCUACAAGUGUGUGGCCACCAACAAAGUGGGCAACAGCGAAGUGCUCGCUAAAGUCACAGUCAGAUCCCCCUUGGCAGUGCGGGUGUCGCCCCAGGUUGAAGUUAAGGCCCAGGGCAGUGCAGUGGAGUUCACCUGUUCAGCAGCAGGUGGAAUAGAAACCAAAAUUGAGUGGCUGAAGGAGGGAGGAGCUCUGCCACCAAACCACCACAUCAAAGACGGGGUGCUCAGGAUUGAGAACCUUGAGCAGAGCAAUGAAGGUGUUUAUAUCUGCAGAGCCAGCAGUGUGUACGGUCAGGCUCAGGACACUGCCAGGUUGACCAUCCAAGCCCUGCCAAAGGUGAUGAUCAACGUGCGUACCUCGGUGCAGACUGUGAUGAUAGGCAACUCCGUGGAGUUUGAGUGCCAGGCUGUUGGUGACCCAGAGCCCACAGUGCAGUGGAGUAAAGUCGGCGGGUCUCUGCCCGCUCAUAUCAUGGUGAAGGGCGGCAUGCUGAAGAUCGAGCAGGUGACGGAGGCCGACGCCGGGCAGUACCGCUGCACGGCCACCAACGAUGUAGGCUCAGUACAGUCCCAGGUGGUCCUCAACGUCCAGUCCCUCCCUCAAAUUGCUGCGCUGCCUGAGACUAAGAAGGUGACAGUUGGGUCUGAUGCAGUCUUGCCUUGUGUGGCCUCAGGAUACCCUGUACCUGAGAUCAAAUGGUCCAAGGUGGAAGGGGAGCUGCCUCCGAAGUGUUUCCAGGAGGUGAACGUGCUGACGGUCCCUCGGGUCACCCAUGAGGAUUCUGGGACAUACGUCUGCACGGCCUCUAACAAACAGGGCAAAGUGGAAGCCUUUACCACGCUUCAAGUUCACGAGAGAGUGAUGCCAUACUUCGCCCAGGAACCCCUGUCCUACCUCACCCUGCCCACCAUCAAAAAUGCCUACAAGGCUUUCAGCAUUAAAAUCAACUUCAGGCCCGAUAAUGUCGAUGGUCUCAUAUUGUACGCCGGUAUGAUCCUCUACAACGGCCAGAGAAGGACCACCGGAGCAGACUUUAUUUCUCUGGGACUUGUGGGCGGCUGCUUGGAGUUCAGGUUUGACGUGGGCUCCGGCAUGGCCGCCAUACGUGACCCCAACCCCAUCAAGCUGGGAGAGUUUCACACAGUUGAGCUUUAUCGCAACCACACCCUGGGCUACAUCAUUGUCGACGGAGGGGAGCCCAUCAACGGCAGCUCGCAGGGCAAGUUCCAGGGCCUGGAUCUGAACGAGGAGCUGCAUGUGGGUGGCUACCCCAACUACACAGUCCUCACCAAAACUGCUGGCAUCAAGACUGGAUUUGUUGGCUGUAUCCGUCAGCUGGUCAUCCAAGGUGAUGAAGUGAUCUUCAAAGACCUGGACCGCAGCUCUACUGGUGUCACAAACUGUCCCACCUGCAAAGAUCGCCCAUGCCAGAAUGGAGGGGGCUGCGAGGACUCAGAGACCAGCUUGUACAAGUGCAGCUGCCCCAGAGGAUUCACAGGCAGCAACUGCCAGCACCACUCAUCCCUGCACUGUCACUCAGAGGCCUGCGGACCAGACGCCACGUGCAUCAACCGCCCAAACGGCCUGGGCUAUGACUGCCGCUGCCAUCUUGGCAAGUUUGGAAACAAAUGCAUGGAUGGGGAACUGGUGACCACGCCGCUGUUUGAUGGUGAGGAAUCAUACAUAGCCUAUCCCCCCCUGACCAACAUCCACGAUGACCUGCGUGUUGAGCUGGAGUUCAAGCCCCUGGAAAGAGAUGGCCUGAUGUUCUUCUGUGGAGGGAAGAAGAUGAAGGUGGAGGACUUUGUAGCCAUCUCCAUGGUGGAGGGACACGUAGAGUUCAGAUAUGAACUGGGCACAGGCCAGGCAAUUCUUCUCAGCCCAGAGCCGGUCUCUCUGGGCCAGUGGCACAGAGUUGUGGCCGAGCGAAACAAGAGGGCCGGCCACCUGAGAGUGGACCUGGGCCCAGUGGAGAGGAGGACGUCUCCAGGAAAAGCCCAGGGCCUCAAUAUCCACACCGCCAUGUACCUGGGAGGGGUCCCCCACAUGGACAUCCUGCCUAAGCCGGCCAAUGUCAGCGAAAUGUUUGAGGGAUGUAUAGGAGAGGUUUCCAUCAACAACAAGAAGGUGGAUCUGUCCUACAGCUUCACAGACAGCAGAUCUAUCCGCAAGUGCGUGGACAACAGCCCCUGUGACCGCCGGCCCUGCCUGAACGGUGGUCGCUGCAUGUCGAGCGUGGAGUAUGAGUACCAGUGCCUCUGUAAGGACGGAUUUGAAGGUGAGCGCUGUGAGGUGGUGAAAGACGUGUGCGACAGCAACCUUCAGUGCCAGAAUGGUGGCAGCUGCGUCGACGGCCAGUGUGUGUGCACGCCCGGCCACACAGGCCUGAACUGCGAAGAACGCCAGGUCUCCAGCUUCCCCGAGGCCCAGUGGAAUUUGGAAGCUAAGGAGGCAAAUGAUUCACCUUAUCAGUAUGCAGCUCAUUUCCACAAUGAUGGCUACAUUGCCCUUCCUAAAUCCAUUUUCCCAAGAAGUGCCCACGACUCGCCAGAGACCAUCGAGCUGGAGAUCAACACCGGCUCCUCUGAGGGUCUGAUCCUGUGGCAGGGAGUGGAGACCAAUGGCGUACGCAAUUUGCGAAAGGUGCAUGCUAGUAAAAAGGAACUUGGAGAACACGGCAAAGGGAAGGACUUCAUCAGCCUCGGUCUACAGAAUGGACACCUUGUUUUCAGUUACCAGUUGGGCAGCGGCGAGGCAGAGAUCUUGUCCCGGAAGUCCAUCAAUGAUGGGAGAUGGCAUAAGAUCACAGCAGUCAGAACUGGAAAAGAUGGAUACAUCCAGGUGGAUGGAGGAGCGGCGCUACACGGCCAGUCUAAGGGCAGGAGCCUCAUGGUCAACACCAAAGGCAGCAUAUAUCUGGGCGGAGCCCCCGACAUGGUUGCCAUGACAGGAGGGAAGUUUUUGACGGGAAUCACGGGCUGCGUGAGGAACCUGACGCUGAUGAACGCCCGGCCAGGACAGCAGCCAGCCCAGGCCAUCGACCUGCAAGCCCACGCAGCCCACGGCAUCAACGUGCAGCCGUGCUCCUCAUAGAUCACAGCGCGCACGCAAACACACACACACACACACACACACGAAAACACACGCGUACACACAGAGACUAUGGAGUGACGUCACACAUACACACACACACAGCAGACUCACACAGAGAGACCUACACACAAAGAGGCUGACACAAACUUGGUGCUUUGCUGCUACCAAAAAAAAAGCAAGAUGACACAACAGGAUGCGUUUCUCUGUGUGCAGUAAAACCAAAAAAAGAGAGAAAAAAUGAAACGAUAUUAACAAGUCUUCUCUUCCUCAGUGUUGUAUUCUCAAUGAAGGACUAUUAACACAGGAGAACCAGUACAGUUUACAUACUUCCAGCAGUAGUUUUAGCCAUGAGAAGAGUAAGAGUAAAACAUAUUAGGCCUUCUACGAUGGGUCAGAUCCUAUGGAGUUGGAGAUGUUUUUACAGCACUGAAUUUUUAUUUAUAUACAUAUGAAUAUAUAUAUAUUAUAUUUGUGGGGGAAAACAUGCAAACUAACCAUAACUGCUCUUCAACUUUCCUAGAGUUUAUUCUGGGUUCUAAUACUGUGUGUCCAGGGCUUUUUAUAGGCCUAACUGUAUUAAUACUUGAAGACGUUUAGGCCUUCUUUCUUCACUUCUGUAGAGGAACCUUUUUCGCGAGCAUGCUUACAGUCUUGUGCAAACGGUUGGGAGAGGAGCGCACACGGUCACGGUCACAUGCAGCUUCAGUACACAACUCAGGUCGUCAAAUACAAAUUAAUAACCGCAAAUGUUACACGUGCUGCCGCUUUGACUCGGCUCGAUUUUUUUUUUUGCUUCCGCAGCGUUGUUGUGUCUCCUGUGUCUGUAUACGUUCUUUUUUAUGAAAAGAAAGAAACCUUGGUGCUAAUGUCAGACAUGAAGAUACAGCACAUACGGUAGUCAUAUGGUUUCAUGUCUGUCCCAUGUAGAGGUGUGUUUUGUUUUUGUUUUUUUUAGUAAUUUGGUUAACAGCUAGUGUCACAUUUGUUGAUAUGCAUGGCAUUUGAGGUUGAUUUUAUAAGAAUAUGGCAUGACUUGUUGCCUCCGCAGCCUUAUUUGAUUGAGUAGAUCUCAAAAAACAGCUAACUGAAAAGCGUGUCUUUUUUUUUUAUGUGUGAAUGUUGGAGAUAUUGUUUUAUGUGUAAAACUAUCUGCCAGUCAGGUAGAUAUCUCUGUCGGUUAAGAAUGAGUGCGUUUGCUUCCAUUUGUGCGUAGGUCAUUCGGACUUUAAGCCCCAGUAUGGAGUCAGGUGUGUGUGUUUGUGUGCGUGCGUGUGUCAUUAUCCACAUCCUCAGGAGGGUCAACCCAGAACUGCCUCAUGAUGUUACUUAAUUUUCAGGUUUGGUAGCUUUAGUGACAAUUCAGUAAGCUAUAAAACUCUGAAGGCUCUGUGGCUCUGUGGGUUGUUUUCUCUGCAGAGGGAGAUUCAUCAGACAGCAGUAGGACAGUGUUUGGUCAUGUGAGAAUGCAGCGGAAGCCUCCUGCAGGUGCUGUGACCAGUAGUGCAGCUCUGAUAAAGCAUGCUCGCCCACCUUUAGUCGACCACACCACAACGGCACGAUCACUUUGGGGUUCACAAGCCUGUUUUUUUUUUCUUUUUUUCUUUUUUUUUGUAAGCUUAAAAUAUUUGUAUUAAUAUCCUAAAAAUGAGCACUAUCCUUUCUCUUAGAGUUGCUUCAUUUUUAUUUAUUUCAUGUGUUUUUCUUUUCCUCUUUUUCAUCGCUUCGUUUCAAGGCUCGAUUCUGCUGUUUUAGAGCAAUCACAGAAGCUUGCUAGUUUCUUUCCUCUGGUUAUUGUGUAUUGCCUCCCACAUCCCCUUGUUUUUCCCGUCAUGUUUGAGUUUGAAUACGCCCCCCCCCCCCUCCUCCUCUGGUAAGUUCCUCAGAAAUUAUUGAUCUGCGCAGAAAGGCGUCGUCAUGUUCGUUCAGAUAUGAACAUGUGGAUGUAAGGAGCCACUGCUGUGGUCCAGGUUUAGGACACUGAAGCAGAGAAUGACGGUGUGAACGGCCCCUUGUUGGGUUCCUUUUGUGUAUCUGCUCUUAAACUGGAUUUUCACAUAUACACUGUACACUCACGCCCAGUGCAAAGCUGUCAAGAAACCCACUGCUUUUUGGUUGUUUUGCGAAAUACGAAAGGUGCACUUUUAGUUACGAUGGGAAUUUUUAUUUUGAAAGUUUUUAAACAUUUCACUGUUUCACUUCUGACCGGCAGAAAAUAACACUAAAGUUAAAUGAAUGAAAUUGUACCAGAUGAAAUGUUGUCCGUGUUCGGACGGCCUCACAUCCAUUUCCAGUGUUGAAAAGACGCUCCCCCUGCCCUUGGUGUUUCUUAAUUAAAAACAAAAUUCAUGUGCUAUUUGUAAUCUUGUGAGUUUUCUUUCUUCGAGGCUGUAUUGCUUGUGUGUUGCUCUAUGCUGGGAGGUUUCUCUAUAUGGAGCAUUUUUCAGUCAAAUCACUUCAUUGUUCCCAAAUAAUCCAUUGUACCAGCGAGCUUUAAACCUGCUCUGAUUACACUGCCUAUUAGGAGAGUUAAGCCCCAGUGUUCCUGUGUAGUUACACCCAAAUCAGGUUUCUAGAAUAAACCUGUCCCAUGGGUCCAGUGCUCUCAUCUUACAGAGUCCACUGUAUGUAUCUGCUCAAUUAUCUUGACAAUACAUGAAUACGUACCGUAUCAUGUACAGUGAAUGUGCUGGCAGAGUUUAAUAUUGUCGAUACUGAUAAUAGUCUGAUUAUAUACAAUGUCAUCACAGUAGUGCACGUUCACUACAUUAUAAAUGCUCACAAGUGAGUCACGUAACUCAGCGUUUUAGAAAUGUAGAGGUUUGAUUUGUCUGCAGCUUCAAAAGUUCUAUAGAAUAUAGUCAAAUAGCUCAUGAACCGCUGUUGACACUUCAUCCCCAAGCAAACUGAACAGUCAGUGACAACAGGGGGCAGUUAUGUAACCGGAUAACCAGCAUAGAGAGACCCCUUUGAGACACAGGGUACCUGUACAUAAACGUAAGGGCUAAUCGGUCUGAGGAUGAUUGGACAGAGGUGCGUUUGUGGUGGCUCAGUUUUCACGCUCGCAUUAUGGUCGUUAUGUAAGAGAAUUUUAACUUCCAAUGUAAACAACAGACCCCAGAUCUUACAUGUGGUUUCACAGGUCUGCCAUCCUUCAUUCAUCAGACAGGUGAUUUUUUUCCCCUCAAAUUUCUCAUUUGUCCAAGUAGUUCUACCUAAAUCACUGUCACACAACCACGCUUACACAAUAAUAUUUAUAUUAUAUAUGUUUAACACAUUUCUUGCUGAUUUUUCAACUUGCAUUACAGAAUAAAUGAUUAACUGCUAAGACGCUAUCGGAUGCAGACGAGAUGCUGGAAAGCUUCUCGGAAAGAAGGACCAGAUGCUUGUUGUGUAUUUUUAAUAAAGCCACAGAACAACUAACUUAACGUCUCAAUAAAACG
Chelmon rostratus (copperband butterflyfish) is the source of this 14369-nucleotide messenger RNA. It is a transcript of the gene hspg2, whose product is annotated as heparan sulfate proteoglycan 2. Gene Ontology annotation, biological process: cell-cell adhesion. The record is from RefSeq and is a predicted model, not a curated record. Lineage: Eukaryota; Metazoa; Chordata; Actinopteri; Chaetodontiformes; Chaetodontidae. The transcript is spliced from 83 exons. Gene Ontology annotation, molecular function: cell adhesion molecule binding; calcium ion binding. Gene Ontology annotation, cellular component: cell-cell junction. Bases 283 to 10929 code for a protein of 3548 amino acids.